AUGGAUCCUGAUGAUCUUGUUAGUUCUUGGACUAUGAUUGAGAAACAAUCGGAUGUUGCCGUCGACGCAUAUGCAGAUGCUUCCAUGUCAUGCCUUUCACAGAACCAACCUCGGCAGGCUUUGCAAAAUUUAACUGAAGGGAUCAAAUAUUUAAGUUGGAGGACCAUAGCCCGGAGCGACUUUCGAUCUAAGAAACCGAAACUUCCACGACUUGAUGUCAAACCCCUCCCAGAAGAUCUCGAAACCAUCCAUAGCGCCUUCGAUCCGAAGUUCACAGCUGAUGUCGAAGCAGAUCUUGCGAAGAAGGACGCAGAAGCAAGUGCGGCCAUCGCGGCUAAUGAGACUAGCAUCACACAAAGGCUUGAGCCUGAACAGUAUUCGUACACGACAACAGAUGCCCUGCACAAAGUCUUCUACGAGAGUGCACUACUACCAUGCAACUGCACACAUCCAAAAGAGCCAUUUGAUUUGAUGAAACAACAUGCAUGUGUUUUGAGGUUAAACGGUAGUUGGGAUAGUGCCGGAAACUCUAGCCACUAUUUCUUCGAGUCAGUUCUCGCCAUCGAUAGCAGUUAUGAUUGGAAGAAGAUUCAAUUUCGGAUCCCUAGGAAAGACACAAAAGUUACUUUGAAGACUCAUGACCGGAAAGGCAGUCUUGCAUACGCCUCAAAGGACAGGAAUACAGAAAUGUCAAAAGGUUUGGACUUGGAAAUAGACAGCAUGAAAGACCCGGACGUACAUGCAGAAAUUCUGAACGAUAUGUGCGCACUUCUUGAUGACGACACGUUCGAUCUUGCUAUACCUGUGCAGCUAGAAAUAGGAAAGCAAGACUAUAGCUUCUACCAGCUCAGUCCAGUCCAUAUUGAUGGAUCACCAGGCGAUAGCCUAGAUCCAAUUUCCUUGUUGAGGGCCAUCCAGGACAACAUGAUCUCUGUGAAGAGCAAGAUCUUGCUAGCCUUCACUUUGGCAAAGUACUUUUGGCAGUUUUACUCAUCGAACUGGAUGCAUUGUGUGUGGAAUCUUGAGACGAUCGUUUUACUGCCUCAAACUCCUGGAUACAACUCACUAAAUGUUGAGGCAAAAACACCCUUCCUAUCAAUCAAUACAGGGACCUCAGAGAAACCAAGACUAUCUGAAACCCAAGAAUUGGACCCGUCUUACCCGACCAUGCAGAAGAGAUUAUGGCACCCAUAUCCGCAUAUACUAAAUUUGGGGCUCCUGCUAGUGCUUUUGGGUACGAAAGGUGGUGCUGCAGGCAGGGCACUGAACACAUUAAACUCUGAAUACUCCUUCUGCAAGAGUCAGCUGAAAGACAAAAAAUGGCCUCAUUUCGACUCUUCAGAACAAGUCAAGGAAAUUUAUAGGAAUGCGGUGCGGUAUUGCGUGCCUGAAUCUAAGGAAAAUAUUCAUAUCAACUUAGCUGAGCGACGUCAGAUGUUGUUCGAUAAGGUCACGCGUCCUUUGUUCAACCUUUUGCAAAGUAUGCAAGAUCCUUUCGAGAAUGAAAUUCUAUCAGAAGGGAAGGGGGGACUUCAGGGCAGUAGAGAGGACACCGAAGGAAUGGAUAGUAUCCAAAAAGAUCCCGGCCAACAGUCCGAGAAUUGGAUAACCAAGAUCACAGAUUCGAACCUGUAUAGAGAGUUGCAAAGGGAGUACAAAAGGACGGAUAAAGCAAGACCAAAAAUCGCUCUCAUAGACACUGGCUACGAUCCUGAAGCCGCCUUCCUUCGCAGGAGAUAUCAUAGCAAUCGUCUAUCCAACCAUCCGCAGUACCAUUGGAAAGACUUCUGCGAAGAAAACGCUGUCAAACCAUUGGAUGCAGAUGGACAUGGUACAUCCAUGCUCUCUCUGCUUAUGCGACUUGCCCCAUUCGCAGAUAUAUGUGUGGCGCGAAUAGCACGUAUGGAUCAAGACCUGCAAGGCAAUCAAUCAAGUUCGAGCCGGAAACGCCUGGCAGAUGCGAUAAGAUGGGCGGUAGAUGAGCAUAAGGCUGAUAUUGUUUCGGCAUCUCUUGGAUGGAUCCAGGUGAACCACGAUACUGAUCGCUGUGCUGUGACAAGUGCUAUUGCCUACGCCAAACAUGCUCGUGAUGAAAACAUCCUUUUCUUUGCUUCUGCUUCGAAUUUUGGAGCAGGCAAACAUGAGCUGUUUCCAGCAAGACUUCCUGAAGUCUUCUCAAUCCGUGCGACAGACCAUGAAGGGCAACAUUGCAGCUUCAACGCUUCACUCCCUGCAAAGGUUGGAAUUGAGGUGUAUGGUACCCUUGGAAAAAAUGUUCCAACGGCACAAAGAGGAAAAAAGGAAGCACUCAUUGCACGAAACGGCACUUCUCCAGCGACGGCUAUAGCAGCCGGUAUUGCCGCUCUCAUCAUUGCAUAUGUCAACAACUGUGAUACCACAGGUCAAUGGCAAUAUCUGAAGCAGAAAGCAGGAUUUGAGAAGCUAUUGGACGAGAUUGCGACAAGGCCCGAAACACAGAAACGGUUUCUGACUCUUGAGAAUGUGUACAAUGACUUGGAUCAUCUCAAGAGCCUUAUGACUAGUGUCUGCUCCAAAUCUCGAAUACAGUAG
Molecule: messenger RNA, 2571 nt
Organism: Bipolaris victoriae FI3
Lineage: Eukaryota; Fungi; Ascomycota; Dothideomycetes; Pleosporales; Pleosporaceae
Exons: 4
Coding region: 1-2571 (856 amino acids)
Biological process (GO): proteolysis
Molecular function (GO): serine-type endopeptidase activity
Source: RefSeq, a predicted model, not a curated record